Molecule: messenger RNA, 516 nt
Organism: Lodderomyces parapsilosis
Lineage: Eukaryota; Fungi; Ascomycota; Pichiomycetes; Serinales; Debaryomycetaceae
Gene: YFH1
Product: ferroxidase
Exons: 1
Coding region: 1-516 (171 amino acids)
Biological process (GO): intracellular iron ion homeostasis; iron incorporation into metallo-sulfur cluster
Cellular component (GO): mitochondrion
Molecular function (GO): ferrous iron binding; ferric iron binding; iron chaperone activity
Source: RefSeq, a predicted model, not a curated record
AUGCUUAGACGACUCGGUAAACAACAACAACAUAUCCUUCGCCUGGCUUUGAAUAGCAAACUUGUGACAACCACAAGGUUGCCGAUUUUGAGACUUCCACGUAUUCUGGGAACCACAGUUACUAGAUUUUAUUCAAUAAGCACACAAGGCGAAAAUCUUGAUGGCAAAAUUGAUCAGAUUUCAGACGGAGAGUACAACAAGAUUUCUAACGAGUAUCUUGAAAAUUUGACUGAUGAAUUGGAAACUUUGAGUGAAGACUAUGAACAAGUAGAUGCUGAGCUUAGUCAUGGAGUUUUGACUUUGACCUUACCUCCAAACGGAACAUACGUUAUCAACAAACAACCUCCAAACAAACAAAUAUGGCUCAGCUCACCAAUUAGUGGACCUAAACGGUACGAUUUAAUACAGGGCCAAUGGAGAACUUUGAGAGAUGGAAGCUUGCUUACAGAAUUGUUGCAACAAGAAAUAGCGGAAGCUCUUAAAAUAGGCUUUGAGUUUGAAUCAGUUAGCUCGUAA